Molecule: messenger RNA, 4292 nt
Organism: Anarrhichthys ocellatus (wolf-eel)
Lineage: Eukaryota; Metazoa; Chordata; Actinopteri; Perciformes; Anarhichadidae
Product: rabphilin-3A-like
Exons: 5
Coding region: 3390-4070 (226 amino acids)
Biological process (GO): exocytosis; regulation of calcium ion-dependent exocytosis; spontaneous neurotransmitter secretion
Cellular component (GO): membrane; synapse
Source: RefSeq, a predicted model, not a curated record
UUACACAUGAUCCCAGUCUCUUCCACACAGUGAGGCAUACAGAUUAUUAAUUAAGCACUGGUAUCGGAUUAGUACUCUGCAUCGGCGGAUAACAAAAGCAGAGGGGUCGUUAUCAGGACUUGAAAAACAGAUCCAUGCAUUCUUAAUGAAACGUUCCUUUGGUACAUUCUGCUGCAGCACUGCUCUUGCACCGGAGGAUAAAUAAAUGUGAAAACAUUUAUGCCUUGUGUAAAAUGGAGGGAGAGGAUGGUUUCAUGCAUUUAUUUAUUUAUUUUGUCAUUCAUUCACUCAUUUGCAGCUACAAUGAUUAUAUAAAGCCACUAUGCGGAAGCAAAAUGCACUUAAAUAGAAAGGGACGAUUGGUUAUGAAAUGGCUUGGAGAGAAAAACAAUCUCUCAAAGUUGUAACAGCAUUCUUUUUUUGCAUUCUUUUUUUUAUAUUCUGAAUUCAAAUAUUCCUCAGUGGGCAGACUUAAUUUCUAAGGGCCACUGGAGAUCCAGUCUGUUAUUAAGAAUGAAUCAGCCGAGUAAACUAAUAACUAAUGUCCUCAAUCCAGACUUCACGGUUGGCAUACCAGCUAAUCCUUCAAAUGGUGCAGCACGGCUGCCUGAGGUGCUUAAGUGUUGAGUGAAAAAUCAACCGACUUGGAGUUAUGCAGUCUGUUACUGAGUUGUAAAAAUUGUAAUUGUCUUAUUUAAAAGAAAGUUUUACUGAUCUCCAGUAGAAAAAUCUGUUUUUUUCAGUGCUGAUUUCUAGAAAAAAGCAGAAGCAUUAGAAACUGCACUGGGAACAAGUAGAUUUAUCAGUUUCCUUUUGAAGUCUGAACAGUUUGAGUUGCUCUGAAGAUUGUUUUACUGCAGUGAGGCUGACAUGAUUUUGAGAUUAGGUCCACACUUCUUUAUCUAUUGGCCGCAAUAUGCCUCUGCCUUUGGGCAAAUUUCAAGUCAUUUAGGACGCAGUGACAGUGGUAAUGUGGUGCUUCAAUCCCCCCCCCCCCCCCCCCCCCCCCAUUGAAAUAGCUCAACGCUUUUCAGUGCCUUUUUAAAAGAUGCACAGAAAGAUUUAGGUGAACUGUACAUUCAUGACUUUGGGGAGAAUCUCGUCUUCAAGACUCCUUGUGGCUUUUAUCACUAAAAUGAUUUGGUUUUGAGUCAGGCUGUUAACCAAGGAGAGAUGGAGCGCGUGUGGGCGUGCGUGUGCGCAUGUCUGUGUGUGUGUGUGUUAAAGGACUACCAACAUGAUGUCAGUGCCAGGUCUAGUCUCUCUCUCAAUUUCUUCCCUCUAUCUCUCUGUCCCUCUGUCAGGCUUCCCAAUAGACUUUCACUGUCCUCGGCUGUGGGGAGAUAGGGACAAAUAUAGGACUUGAUUUGGUAUUGGAUGGGGGGGCGAGGCUGAGAUUGUCUGCUGGAUGCCUCAGGUGAGAUAUAUGUAUGUCUGGUACUAUGGAGGGGGAAAAAAACUUUGAUUAGGUGUUAGAUGUCAGGACGAGUGAUAUUUUCGGUUGGUGUUAUACUUGAAUUGCUGGUGGCAAUGUUGGUCUGUCGGUCACUGCUCCAAAUUUCCGAACUGAAAUAUCUAAACAACUAUUUGAUGAAUUGCAGUGAUAUUUUAUACAGACAUGUAUGUUCCCCAUGACGAUGAAUCCUACUGACUUUGGUGAUCCUCUGACUUUUUCUCUAGCGCCACCACUAGGUCCACAUUUUUGGUUUUGAGUCAAAUGUUUCAACAUGCCAUGAUAUUUUGUGCAGGUAUUCAAUAAUAAUCAUCUAGUACAUGUUGUUGUUGCAUUUAGCCCAAAGCACUGGUGUGCCUUCGUACAGCUUCACAAAGCUGUUAGCAUGAUGGUAGGAGAAGGAUCCUUUGAUUCUUUAAAAACAUUGUCUGAUAUUGAAGUUACAUCUUAGAAUAUAACAAGCAUUGCUGAGAUUUUCCACAAAAAUCAUUUGGCAUAUAAAAUACUGUAUCAUUCAAAUUGACUUAAUAUAUGUGUUUAUAUGCCUAAUUAAAUAAGUGGUUAAAUACCAAUUAGCUCCAUAUUUUGUGGCAAUCAUCCUUCUAAAAAACUAUAAAAACAAUACCACAGCAAAGGUCGUCCUUGUUGUCAUCAAAGUCAGUUUUUGUUGACACUUCCUGCUUGUUUGAGACUAUUAAAGAGACACUUUCACAAGUACAGAAACCAAGCAGGAGUGCCAAAACACCCUGAUCAUCUAAUGUAACUCACGAGGCGGAUUUCGUCAGCGACUCCACACUAAAUUUGGCACCACAGGUUGAACAGACUCCACGAGCAUCUGUUUGGUUUUUAGAGGAAUUCUAUAGAUGUAAAACAGUGAGAGAGGGUGUGAGGAAACGGAUGGAGCAUCUGAAUGUAAGAAGCCAAAGGUUUGAGCGGUACUGGUGUCACAUUUCCCCACAACCUUCAUCUCAUCACAGACACCCUGCAUGUAUGACAGAGCAAAGGCACAUAAAUCAUCUGACAGCCGUGGUUGUGAGUCAGAGUUACUCUGAAGCUUCUGCUAGAGAUACUCAUCCGUUAUGACUAAAAGGCUGGAACCAGCAUGUCAAAUGUCCAAAUGUCAGAGGGACAGGAAGAGAACAGGAAGAGGGGGAAGGUGUGUGCGGGGAGCCAGAGAGAAAGGUUGAGAAUAGAGAGUGAAGAGCGAGGUAGAAAUCAAGAGCAGUGACAGUCCAUCUGGGAAUAUUCAAGCACAGAGGGAAUAUUGUAGCAGGUGAUGGGCUGUAAAACUGUACUGUAGCUGAUGGAAUAUUCACCCUCCAUCAAACAUCACCAUGAGGUUAAAUAAGUGUGCUCUACAGAGGAAAUCAUUUUACAGAACUGUAGCAAUACAGACAAACUGAUUCAGUUGUCUGUUUUUCAAUUUAGAAAGCAACCGUAGAGAGGGCUGUUGACUCUUACUCUUGUUUUGUUUCACAAUACAUUUUCCAACUCAGUUACACCCUGAAAAGUAACCUUGAAUAAUAAAUGUAACACAUAAUGUAUGUAAAUCAAUUCAUAGAAGUCCUUUUAAUUUGUUUUACAAAAUCAAUGUAUUUUUAACUGAUUACCUGCUUGAAACAAUCUCUUUCCUCUUACACGUUUCAAUUACAACAAAUUAGUGUCUGAUGGAGUAACAGCCAAGAAGCAAAUUGUUACAAAACUUUUUGAAACCCUCUUUUCUCUUCAGCAGUUUCUCAAUGUCUCAUAAUUCACGAGGCUGCUCGCGUGAAGCCACCAGGAACCCUGCUUUGGCUGCAGAUGUAGGAUUGUUUAGAUGCACUUUGGAUAUAUUUGGCGCAGUCUACGAGUAAUGAGCAGAGCAAAACAGCGGCGCGGUUCAUCUGUAACCUUUCACUGACUCACGUGAUUCUCUUCUCUGUAUCUCUGCAUCUGUAUGUGUGUCUACGUGCGAAGGCUGUGUGUGUGUGACAUGGACAGACUCGGACGAAAUGAAUUCAUUGGAGAGGUGAGAGUGCCUCUAAAGAAACUGAAAGAGGGCGAGAACAAGCGCUACAAUAUGGGCCUGGAGAGAAUUGCACAGAAUAAAGAAGCUAACAAUCAAAUGGUGGAGCAGGGAGCGGUCGUGGCAGAGGAGGAGCGUGGACGCAUCCUGGUGUCACUGUGCUAUAACACGGAGAAGGGCUGCCUGCUGGUUGGGAUCAUACGCUGUGCCCAUCUGGCCGCCAUGGACUCCAAUGGCUACUCUGACCCCUUCGUCAAAAUAACGUUGCAGCCAGAUAUGGGGAAAAAGUCAAAGAACAAGACUACAGUGAAGAAAAAGACUCUCAACCCUGAAUUCAAUGAGGAGUUUUCAUAUGAAGUUACCUUGGACCAGCUGGCAAAGAAAACCCUGGAGAUCUCUGUGUGGGACUACGACUUGGGAAUGAGCAACGACUUCAUAGGUAGGCUGAGAAAAAAACUGAGGAGCGGAACGAAGCUGCAGCAGCAACUGUGCAAGAGUGCUGGAAUGAAAGCGGCGCAAUUGCGAAAAACAUUACAAACCAGGCCGAGCGUAGGCGGAGGGAGGAGUAAAGAAAAGAAAUGCGGGGAGAUGAGGGGUAAUUAUGAGGCUUGAGGAGAACGAUUUGAAAAAGGAGAGUUUGAGUGGAGAAGGAAAUAGAGACGCUUUAGAAAUCAAAAAAGGAUCCCCAUCCUUCAUGGACUUGGCACAUCAGAUCGCUGCUGCUUCUUCGUCAGACUGCUUAACAGCUUUGGCAUGGCCCUAAUGUAUAUCAUGGUAAUGGAGCACAUGGGAGCUUAGGGAGUGAUGGGGAACUAGUGGGGAGGCACAGUGAGA